ACAAACUAGUAUAUAACAUCAGGGUUUCCACCAAAAAAUUACAUUACAUUUCUUAACAUCACCACAUGAACAACGCAUCCAGGAGGCAGGGCUUGGGCAUCUGUCUCUAUCUCUCCUCAUGAGCUCAAGAACCACUUCUGCCGACUUUAUGCCUCAGACGCAGAAUGGCGCUCUUGUUUUUAACGCUAUUUGUGUUAUUUCCAUGUCUCAGUAGUUUGACAGCGGCGACAGCAACGCUUUCACAGAGGAUGACCUUCACAGACAGAGAGACGACAAUGAAAAGGUUACCUUUACCAGGACACGAUUCACCCGUAGAGAUCCUGUUGGAGGGCGAGGCCGACACCGUCAUAAUCGCUGGAAAAAAACACCUGAACUCAUUCAACUUCCAAAGUCCUCAGAAGACUCCUCGAGAAAUAAGAGUGUUGUGGACCGAGUGCAUCGACGACAAGAAUCCACAACAACUGAAAGCAGAUUGCAACUAUAACAUCACUGUGGUCCACCAGAGGGAGGAGGCCAACCAGGUGUUUCUGUGCGGGACCAAUAGCAAGGAGACCCUGUGCUGUGACAUGAAUUUAAAUGAGCAGCAACCCAGCUGCCUUUCCUUUGAAAAAAUGGAUGACAUAAAAAGGAGCAUAAGGAAAUUUGUCAUAAAGGAAGGUGAACCGUAUGCCCUUGUGGAUUCUCCAGAUAGUGAUCUCUUCAUUACAUACUCUGGAUCUCAAGAGUUUGUUGGCAUCCACAAGUUUGGGAAACACCGAGUUGUACCGGCAAGACACAAUAAAGAGCAGCACUAUGUGGGUUUGGUGCAUGGCAGACAGACAGAACCACUGAAUAGCAAAGUAUAUGCCUUCUAUAGGGAGAAAAACAGUGACAAAGGCGUCUCCAGUGGCAUGUGGCUCCCUUUUGUAACCCGGGUUUGCACGGCGGAUCGUGGCGGUCGCAAGAACAUCCUGCAGUUUAGCUGGACGUCACAGAUGAAUGCCAGGCUCUUCUGCGGAGAUGAGGACAGCAAACAAUAUUUCUCUGAGCUGGUAGACGUGGCUACUGUUCAUGCAAAGCAGUGGCUGGACACCAGGGUUUAUGCACUCUUCCGAAAUGAAUGGGGUAUGAGUGCUGUGUGUGUCUACACCAUACAAGAUAUUGAGCACAUCUUCACUAACUCCCCACUUAAAGGCUCGGAGGGAACAAGAUACAGGCCUAGAGAGUGUGAUGCAGACAGCACACAGAUUCCACAAGAGGUCCUGAUGGUGAUUGAGAAGCAUUCGGAGAUGGAGCAAUGGGUCCAGCCUGUGAACAACGCCGGCCCGCUCCUCUCUAAUCACCACAGCUACACUCACAUCCAAGUCCACGGUUCCCCGAGCAACAGCGACAGUCACAACACCGUCCUGUUCCUGUCGCUAAAUAACGGAGGGGUUCAUAAGGUGAUGCAGAAUGAAAGUCAAACGUUUGUCAUCGCUGAGUAUCAACCUUUCAACCACAGAGCCCACAUCGUCAGCAUCCGCCUCCACCCUACCUCUAAGAAGCUGUAUGUGAGCUCCAGAAACGAACUGGUCCAACUGAAUGUGGCAAACUGUGCUCAUUAUGGGGACAGCUGUGAGCUAUGUGUCUUGGCCAGAGAUCCCUACUGCGGCUGGAACGGCACCCACUGCAUCCCUGAGACACAUGGAACACUGCAGGAGCUGACCCAAGGGAACCAUGCAAUCUGUGCGUCUACAUCAAAGUAUCCGGCCCCUAGCAAAGUGUUCAGAGGUUCCAAGGACAUCAUCCAACUUCCUCCUAAGUCAAAGUAUUUCCUCCGGUGCCCGGUGUUGUCCCAUCAUGCCCAGUAUACCUGGCUUCAUCCUGGAAGCAACACAUCCUGCAGCUCGAGGGAGCAGCAGUGCCUUCUGCUGAUCGACAGCAUGGGUCCCGAGCAGGCAGGAACUUACAAAUGCGUGUCAGAGGAGAUGGGCUACAGUAGAGUCUCGGCCCACUACCAGCUAAGGCUGGAGAGCAAGGCGGCGGUCCGCUCAUCAGUCUCAAUGGUCUGGCUUUGUCUAAUGGCUGUUCUGAUCAAGAGUUUGUCCUGAGUAAAUAACAUUAUAGGAAAACAAGUGUCUGCAAUCGUUACAUAGCUAGGGCCGCGACAUUAUUACUAAAAAGUAAAUAAUUUAGUUACCAAAAGUCCUAAUAGUAAUUAUUUCCUUUGAUUUAACUAACUUAAUAAUAUUAGUGCACGUUUGCAUUUACGAAUCAGCAUUGUUUUCAAACGAACAGGACAUUGGCUCAGUCUUGCCAAAAAUCUUGCUUGGAUUAUAAAUAAUAAGCCCUUUCUUAUGCAUAUUUAAAAAAAACGUGUAGCAGCUCAGAUGUUCCUCAUUUAGCAUAUGUGAAUCCUUUAACAUUUCGCUGUAGGCGCUUGCCGUCGGCUGCACAAAAACUGCCAAGUGUACUUUUACCCAAUAAUGAUGUGAAUAUUUUGUCAUGUUGAUUCCGUUAUCAAUCUAACCUGCAUGUAAAACAAUCCGGCUGGCUAGAGGUGGUAUUAUCACAGUCACAGAGCCAAAAUAUAUAAAUGAUAAAAAGAUAACCUCAUACAGGUAAAAGAGUCAUGAGUCUUGCUAUAUGAUAGUGUCAUGAUGAAUUGCAUUUCAGUUAUUUUGAAAUACUACCCGUUUCCUUUACUGAGAAAUUCUGUGAUAAGGAGGUGGGGACAUUCUGUCCUUGAUGCAAUUUCCUAUCUUGCAUACUACCUCAGACUUGCUUAAAAGGCUUCGGGCUUUUUAUGUUUGUCAAGACGUCUGUCUCUGUUAGGCACUUUGAGCACUUUAUUUAUUGAAAUAAAUAUAUUAUGUUUGUUAUGAAAUGAUAGCUUUUGAUGUAGAUUUUAAAUGGAACAUGGACAUAGUUGUUGCAUGAUGGGUGAUGUUUGACUUUUGAUCUGCUCUGACUUACAAUGGAUUUCUGUUUAUUUUUGUAAGAAAACUUUAUUUUGUAAAACAUGUUUCCAUCUGAGCAAUGCUCCCUUUUCAUUUAAAUGCAAUCCCUUUUCAUUUAAAUGCAAUGCUCCCUUUUCAUUCUACCAGUUUAGUUCUUCAGACCUCAGAAAGGGAAAUGGCUGUGGUCUCUUAGCAGCGGUCUACACGCACCACUUCAUGCUUUACACAGACGCUGCACCGCUUGGCCUCCUCAUACAUUUACACAGUCAAAUGAACCUUGAAA
Anoplopoma fimbria (sablefish) is the source of this 3201-nucleotide messenger RNA. Its product is annotated as semaphorin-7A. The record is from RefSeq and is a predicted model, not a curated record. The transcript has 14 exons. Gene Ontology annotation, molecular function: integrin binding; chemorepellent activity; semaphorin receptor binding. Lineage: Eukaryota; Metazoa; Chordata; Actinopteri; Perciformes; Anoplopomatidae. Gene Ontology annotation, biological process: neural crest cell migration; semaphorin-plexin signaling pathway; integrin-mediated signaling pathway. Bases 165 to 2069 code for a protein of 634 amino acids.